This is a messenger RNA of Microplitis demolitor, 1940 nucleotides long. Its product is annotated as testisin. Gene Ontology annotation, molecular function: serine-type endopeptidase activity. The record is from RefSeq and is a predicted model, not a curated record. NCBI's taxonomy places the organism in Eukaryota, Metazoa, Arthropoda, Insecta, Hymenoptera, Braconidae. Gene Ontology annotation, biological process: proteolysis. The transcript has 9 exons. Bases 209 to 1768 code for a protein of 519 amino acids.
UUAAUUUUCAAAAAUAAAAUAUGAAGAAAAAAAGUUAAUGUUUUUAUGGAAGUGAAUAAUAGUAAAUUAAUUUAUUUUUUAAAUUCAAAUUUUUUUUUUCCCGCGAAAUGUAAUUUAAUUGGUGGCUAUUAAAUAAAAUUGAGGAAUUUAAAUAAAUAAAAUUUAGGACUUAAAAUAAAAUAAAUAAAUUAAGUUAACAAAAAUUACAAUGAUGCCGAUAAAAUGUAAAUGGUAUAAAAUGGCACUGAUAUUGACCUUAAUGGAAUUUAUUUAUCUAACUAAUGGCCAGUCACCAAAUCAAUCAGCUAGUAAUAUAACGGAUACAAAAAAUCGCACUAGUAAUGUUCCACAUUUGUCAACACGAAGAAAAAGAUUCGUAAGGUAUCCGUCAGCUGGUAAUUAUUUAUUCGAAAAUAAUCCACCUGGAGUUAGCGCAAGAAUCGGUUACCCGAUAGCAAGAUUUUCUCCAGUCCAGUCGUUUCAACCGGCGCCGUCUGUCUGGCGCCAGGCGAAAUCAUCAUUUUGGCGAUCGCCCAUUGAAAACUUUCCAUCGAGACCUGUUUUGGCCCAUAGAACUCCCAGAUUAAUAUUCCGCGAUGACUUUCCAACAUUUCCUGCCAGUGGAGUUGGUUCAUCUUUUUUCCAAACGAAUCAAUUGUCGCCUGAAGUUGAUGACGAAUUUCGAGAUCAACGGAAACAAAUUUUUACCGAUUAUCCAAAACUUGAAACCGAGAAAUCGCGGACCGAAAAAAAACCAGCAUGGGAAGGUGACGACAGUUUAUGCUCAGACGGACGAAGCUGUGAAUUUUUUCUUAAGUGUUGGAUGACAUCUGGGCUAUUGGAUGGAAGUUGUGGUGGUAUUAUGUACGCUUGUUGUCAUCGUAAAGACGCUAAAGCUAUUGCUGGUGAUUAUAAUCUUAUUGAAACGCCUAGAGAACAAUUAUUACAUCCCCAGCUUGCUUCGCCGGACAAUACGAACACCGAACAUGUCAGUGACGAUCAUCAAUGCGGAAUUUCGUCGAGCAAACAAACGGCUCAGAGACGGAUCGUCGGAGGUGAUGACGCUGGUUUUGGAAGUUUUCCUUGGCAGGCUUACAUACGAAUAGGAUCAAGUAGAUGUGGAGGGACGUUAGUCAAUCGUUACCACGUUGUCACGGCUGGUCAUUGUGUUGCUAAGGCCUCGGCGAGGCAGGUACAGGUCACUUUGGGCGACUAUGUCGUCAAUUCAGCGACCGAAAAUUUACCGGCUUAUACUUUUGGCGUAAGGGAAAUUCGAGUUCAUCCUUACUUCAAAUUUACGCCACAGGCUGAUAGAUUUGAUGUCGCUGUUCUGAGGUUAGAUCGGCCUGUUCAUUAUAUGCCUCAUAUUUCUCCGAUCUGUUUGCCGGAUAAAAAUGAAGACUUUUUGGGACAGUAUGGAUGGGCUGCUGGUUGGGGCGCUUUACAAGCUGGUUCGAGAUUAAGACCAAAAACCCUGCAGUCCGUAGACGUUCCAGUGAUAGAUAAUAGAGUCUGCGAACGAUGGCACCGCUCUAAUGGUAUCAAUGUUGUUAUCUAUGAUGAGAUGAUGUGCGCAGGAUAUCGCGGUGGUGGAAAAGAUUCAUGUCAGGGUGACAGCGGCGGUCCUUUGAUGCUUGAAAAAACCGGCAGAUGGUAUCUCAUCGGUAUAGUUUCCGCUGGUUACUCGUGCGCCCAACCAGGACAACCUGGUAUUUACCAUCGUGUUGCUAAGACAGUUGAUUGGAUUACCUACGUCAUUAAUUCGUAAUCUACAGUAUCAUUUUUUUUUAAUUAUUAAAAAAAAAAAAAAAAAAAAAGAAAAAAAAAACAGUUUAUUGUUUUUAUGUUUUAAGUAUUUUAAUGCAUACAAUUUAUAAAUAAAUAUUUAUUAAUUAGUCUUUAAUGAAGUAUAUAUGAAAAAAAAAAAAAUUUUUUUUUAG